Molecule: messenger RNA, 5943 nt
Organism: Oncorhynchus masou masou (cherry salmon)
Lineage: Eukaryota; Metazoa; Chordata; Actinopteri; Salmoniformes; Salmonidae
Product: ankyrin repeat and sterile alpha motif domain-containing protein 1B-like
Exons: 31
Biological process (GO): ephrin receptor signaling pathway
Cellular component (GO): cytosol
Molecular function (GO): ephrin receptor binding
Source: RefSeq, a predicted model, not a curated record
GGCAGGAUACCAUUAGGCACUGUGGUGAGUGCGGUUCGAAGAAAGUGGAGAACUGAGAAAGAAAGAGGGAGCGAUUGGGAUGCUACAAUAACAGACAGAUAUACAACGAGAGGACACGACACGGCGUGUUUGUUGGGCAACACGGAGAGAGAAGAGAGGAGAAAAUAGCCGAACGGAGAGAGAAGAGAGCGAGUGGCGGUCUGGGUUUGGCAACCGGUUUGUUCUUAGUUCCCUCGAGCCAGCUGCAGCAGGCAGCACCGUGCAAAAUGCGCUAUUUACGGUUCUUCAUUCCUGCGUUCGGUUCGACAAUGGACUCGUUCUCCAACUGAGCCUGCCAACCUUGCAGCACACCGCGGACGGUAACCUACCCAUUUGAGGGAACGCUUACUGCAACAUGCAGUAAAAAUAACACACUGAGAUGUUUUUUCACAAGAUACAGUGAAGGGGGAUCCCCACCGCCGUUAUUCUCUUUCUACAUACCGGUUUUGGAUUAUAAAUCCGGGAUUAUAAGAAGUUCGGUCGGGAUGGGGAAGGAACAAGAACUACUAGAAGCGGCCCGGACCGGGAAUGUGGUCCUGGUGGAGAAAUUACUGAGUGGGAAAAGGGGAAUCCUGGGGACAGCCUCGGGCUCCAUACCUCUGCCAAACCUACUGAGCAUGUGGAGAGGCUUGAAUGUGAACUGUGCAGACAGUUCAGGGUACACACCCCUCCACCACGCAUCACUGAACGGACACAGGGACGUGGUGUUGAAGUUGCUCCAGUUUGAAGCCUCCACCAAUGUGGCUGACAGUAAGGGCUGCUUCCCCUUGCACCUGGCCGCCUGGCGUGGGGACGUAGACAUCGUCCGUAUCCUCGUCCACCACGGGCCCUCACACUGCCGCGUCAACCAGCAGAACCAUGAGAGGGAGACGGCGCUGCACUGUGCGGCCCAGUAUGGCCACUCUGAGGUGGUGUCCAUCCUACUGCAGGAGCUGACAGACCCCACCAUGAGGAACAGCCGCGACGAGACGCCCCUGGACCUGGCUGCACUCUACGGACGACUUCAGGUGGUCUGUAUGUUGGUGACCGCCCACCCCAACCUGAUGAGCAGCCACGGGACAAGGCGCCACACGCCCCUGCACCUGGCCGCCCGCAACGGGCACCACUCAGCCGUGCACACCCUGCUGGAGGCCGGCAUGGACGUCAACUCCCAGACGGAGAAUGGCAGUGCUCUCCACGAGGCAGCUCUCUAUGGGAAGAUGGAUGUGGUUCGUCUGCUGCUAGACUCAGGUAUUGAUGCCAACAUCACAGACUGCCAGGGAAGGACAGCUCUGGAGAUCCUCAGAGAACACCCUGCACAGAAGUCCCAGCAAAUCACUGCACUCAUGCAAGAAUACAUGAUGGAGGAGAUGAUGGACAAUAAGAGUGUGUUGAUGGAGGAACCUAUUCGCCAGUGUCCUGUCCCCACACCUCGCACCUCUAUCCCCUCUCCCUCCGCCUCCCCCUCCCUCAGGCACAAAAAUGAUGCUGUGACAGGGGAGCUCUCCAAGCUGCUGAAUGAGAUGAAGAUGUGUCGGGACAGAGACUACUCUUUUGAGGAGCUCUGCCAGACCAUCUCAUCCCACUCUCAUUCCAUGGAGAGCUUUGGCAGCGGUCACCUAUCAGACGAGGAGCGACGCAGUAACGGCACCCUGAGCAGAGUCAGAAAGCGGCCCACUCCCCCACUUCCCCCAGCCCAGGAGGAAGAGGAGGGGGAGAAGAGCUGUGACCCUGCUGGGUUCUGGGAGGCCCUCACACCCUGCAACGGUUGUCACAACCUGGGCUUCUCCAGCCUGUCACAGGACUCGAAGCGCUCGGCGGAGAUCGUACCAUCGCCCUCCCUUGACGUGUUCUUACCGGAGGAUGAGGACAAUCCGUAUGAGUCCGCCACCACCGCUGUGACCCGCAAGCCCUGCUCGCUGGACAUCGGCCUCUUCAACGCCUGCCCCCUCAACGGCCACUCUCCCCAGGUGACGGUGACUGAGCCGGAGCUGUGUAACCAUAGGAACAGCUCCUCACCGACGGGGCCUACUCCAGACUGCUCUCCCCCCUCCCCAGACACUGCCCUGAAGAGCAUUGACAGAGUCAUCCGCCCACAGCCCAAACAGCGGACCUCCCUCUCCUCCUCGCUGGAUGUCCAGAACCAGAGGCCAGUCAACCACAGCUGUGAUCCCUCCGAGGUGAGCUCGUCCCUGGGCUACGCCAGCUUCAGCACCAGCCCCCCUGCCAGCCCGCCAGUCAGCCCCAACCAGGACUCACCUGGCUCCAACGACGACUGCCCCCUCACAGACAACGGGCCGUACCAGCAGAACCUUCCCCCCGCCUCUUCCAAUACACUCCCACUACCAGACGACCGACGACAGAGCCUCGUCCCUGUAGAGUUCGCCGGCCUCCUCCACGGCUCCUCGCCAGCCUGCGAGACGCCCGACACACCCUACCACCUCUACACCUCCAACACCAAUCCCAAAGCCCGAAAACACACCCCCUCGGACCCCCACACCAGCCCGGUAACCACGCUCGGUAACCAGGGCAACCUCACUUCGGUAACCCAGCCUUUUGAAUUAGGAAUUGGACUUCCACCGCCCCUCAUUAUCCCUCACACAGGAAACGAGGCGUUGGCUCUGAAGACCCCCAAAGACCCCCUCAAAGACGACAGACCCCCCAAACCUCAGGUAGUCUAUCGCACCAUUUUCCACACCCGGGUUAACCAGAACCCCCAGAGCGCCUCGCCCUCCUCCUCCUCGCCGUAUGGUUGGAACGGGGAGGCGGUGGUGGUGAAGGGGUGUGUGUCGGGAGCUGGUGGACCCAGGGAGGGGACUGGAUACGAGGACAGGGCCUUUACCCUGGGCAGGAUGAGAUCCAUACCUCGCAGUGUGCUGGACUUAAAGCUCUCCAAGUCACUGUCCAAGUCUGACUCCAACCUGGUGGCUGUGUCGCCCAUACAGGAGGAGUACCACUGGGGGUCUGGGGCCAGGGGCCAGGGGCCGAGAGGAAGCCCAGGGGACACCGCCAGUCCUGGGGGCCAGCUAGAGAGAACACCCUCCUUCACUGCUGAAUGGGAGGAGAUUGAUAAGAUAAUGAGCUCCAUUGGGGCUGGCAUCAGCACUGGCACGGGCUCAGAAGGGAUCAAGGAGAAUAAUGCAGGUCCCCGGUGCCCCAUGCAGUCUGUGGGCCAAUGGCUGGACAGCAUUGGACUGGUCCAAUACGAGAACCACCUACUGGCCAACGGCUUUGACAACGUGCAGUUUAUGGGCAGUAACGUGGUGGAGGACCAGGACCUGCUGGAGAUCGGGAUCCUCAACUCAGCCCACAGACAGAGGCUGCUACAGGCCAUACGCCUACUGCCCAGGGUGCGUCCUAUUGGCUAUGAUGGUAACAACCCCACGUCAGUGGCUGAGUGGCUGGAGUCUCUGGAGCUGGGAGACUACACUAAGUCCUUCCUCAUCAACGGAUACACCUCCAUGGAACUGGUCAAGAAGAUCUGGGAGUUAGAACUCAUCAAUGUGUUGAAGGUCAGUCUGAUAGGACACAGGAAGAGAAUUCUGGCCUCGCUGGGAGACAGGCUUCACCAAGACCCUCCACAGAAACCCCCACGGGCCAUCUCCCUACGGGAGCCCGGUGGCUGCAACACCCCUCCCCAGAUCCUUCCGGGCCAGGCUGUGUACACCACGGCGGGUGUCCCAGGGGGCUCGUUGGACGUGCAGCACCUCAUCAUGCAGGCAGACGCACGGCGCCGCCAGCGCUCCAACGACAACUACUUAGAGGAGAUGCCUCGCUCCAAACUGGAGCGGCAGAUGGCCCAAGUCAGCAUGCAAGGCGAAUGGUGCGAGCCAAUCACGUUGCGUCCUCCCAACGAGGCCACCUCGUCCACUCCAGUGCAGUACUGGCAGCACCACCCUGAGAAACUCAUCUUCCAGUCGUGUGACUAUGAAGCUUACUACCUGGGCUCUAUGCUGGUGAAAGAGCUGAGAGGAACAGAGUCAACACAAGACGCCUGCUCCAAGAUGAGGAAGUCUACAGAACAGAUGAAGAAAGUCCCGACCAUUGUUCUGUCCGUCUCCUACAAGGGAGUCAAGUUCAUCGAUGCUACAAACAAGAACAUCAUUACUGAGCAUGAGAUCCGAACAUCAUCAUGUGCGGCACCAGGACUGAGGAUCUGUCCACGUUGGAAGCACAUCACCAAAGACCUCAAGUCCAGCCACCACUACUGCCAUGUCUUCACUGCCUUCUGAACAUUUGACAUAAACCUGGCGUAUGAGAUCAUCCUGACCCUGGGCCAGGCCUUUGAAGUAGCCUACCAGCUGGCCCUACAGGCCAGGAAGAGUGGCCAUGGCUCCUCCACGCUGCCAGAGAGCUUUGACAUCAAGCCCAACAAGCCCGUCCCCAAGCCCCGCGUCAACAUCCGCAAGUCUGUCAUCAUGUACCCCUCUAGCCGUUGGUCGCUGGGUCACAUAUACACCCCCCACCGGCCUCCUCUCCACCCUCCUCUUCCUCCACCUUCACCACUCCUCCUCCGUCACCCUCACAAAGUUCCCUUUCAGAUGGAGCAGCCGUCGAUGGAGCAGAAGGGUCAUGCCAACGUGCCGUGGAUAGUGGAACCAGGGCAGGAGGCCAAGAGAGGAGCGAACACCAAGGCAUUGCCGGACACCCAUGUCUAUUACUGUGGAAUGCAAAGAAUGUAGCCAGCCUUAAACAUGGACCCUCACACACACACAAUGCAAAAAGGACUACAAAUGUGGACCCUUCUGUCUCUGUGUCAAAGGACUACUAACAUGGACACUCUCUAACGAACUUGGUGUUUAAGGUUGAUUACAAAACGAGGACAUCUUCCCACAAACAUUGGACUCAUGGCCUAACUGUGUACACACACACACACACACACACAGUUAAGGGACUGCUUAGUAACAGUCGAUAUGUGAAUGUAGACUUUCAUUGAAGCAGCCACAACUCGAGCCCCUGUUCUGCAUUCAAUUGGACCUUGACCUUUGAACUCUAUACCACGGUCACCCAAGGUCUGGACUGUAACGGACAAAUGUGUGUAUUUGAAUGGGGACGAGGUAAAGGACUUCUGGUUGGCUCUUUUCCUCUUGUUUAAGUUUUGUUUAACGGUCAAUAAUACAAUAAUAUGGAUAGAAUUGGCCGUGCCGGACCACCAUGCAACAGGUGAGCCCUGUGCCAAGUGGCAUCACAAAGGAUGGCUCCGCCUACCUGAGCAAAACACCAUCCAUCCCAAUUAAAGAAAUAUUCAUGUUAAUGACGUUUUAAAUGUUUCAUAUGAGAGAAUUAUCUUACCUUAUGAUUAUUCUUGUGCAAUUCUUGUCUUAAUGUUACAUUAUUUUUAUAUGAUAUGCUGAAAUGAAAAAAUCCGGGCUUGAGAAUGAUUGCCAUCCUUUAAAAAAAAUCGCAUAAUAGUUCUAUACUGAGAGUGAAUGUGUCAGAUGGCUCCUCUCAUUAUUAUUAUUAUUAUUAAUAACUAUUAUUAUUAUUGGUGUGUCCGGUCAACACACCAGUCUGUUUCUCAUGGGGCAAGACUCAUAACUCCAAGCAGAUGGAAUAUUUUACCACAGUAUUUAUGUAUUCUUUGGAUGAAUACAUAGUCCUCUCUAAAUGUACAUAGAUAUUUUGCCAGCUCAUUGUUCAUACAUGUAAUGUAGUAAAAUAUUUACAAAAAUAAAGGAAUCAAAUAUUUGCCGCACAUCGCACUGGAGACAAGGUACCAAAAUGAAAAGGUCAGAGUUGAAAAUAAAAUCUAUGGUUCUAGAGAUUGUAUUGGGGAGGGCUGGGACAGGGUGAUGACAUCACUGCUGACUAACUCAUGUACGUAUGCUUGGGCUUCCAGCACACAGAUUUUGUACGUUUUGGUCAUUAUUUAUAUCCUUGUAAAUCACAUGGAAUAAACACAACUUGUACAACCAUUAAUCACCA